AUGGCCCCUCGCCGCUCCCCGCCCUCAGCAUUGUCGCUUUCCCUUUCCCCUGCUGCGCUGCUCGUUCUAGGCCUGGCUCUUCUCGGCCUUUCCUGGCCGUCCAUCGCGUCGUCCCGGCGCGUGCUGCUGCAGGCCGACGGCGCGGCGGCGUUCGGGAGCCGCGUGAUUUUCAACUCGAUGCAGAACGUGGGCGUGCAGGACGGCGGGGCCAUCUCGCUCAUGCUCGACCGAACGGGAGGUGCGUUUAAAGGGCAGUGCGGAGCGGGGUUUGAGUGCAGCGACGCAUACAGCUUUGGCACGUUCAGUGUGGAGGCCAAGAUGCCUGCCAGCUACUCUGCUGGCGUCUGCGCCACCUACUUCCUGCAGUCAGGGUCAUACGAGCAGCGCAACGAGUGGGACUUUGAGUUCCUGGGGUCGCCCAACACGUCCGUCGGCAUGACGCUGCAGACCAACGCCUUCAUGGGCGGCACGGGCGGCCAGGAGGAGCUGUAUGCCUUUGGCUUCGACCCCGCGGCUGACUUCCACACCUACUCCAUCCAGUGGGGUCCCGACCAGACCGUGUAA
Molecule: messenger RNA, 564 nt
Organism: Closterium sp. Naga37s-1
Lineage: Eukaryota; Viridiplantae; Streptophyta; Zygnematophyceae; Desmidiales; Closteriaceae
Source: the annotation of a GenBank genome assembly